AUGUCUUCUCUACAAAUCUUUUCAGAUCGAGGCUCCAAGAUUCCGUCUUUGGUCAGAAACUUGAAGAUUGGUAUUGGUGCUGCUGUGUUUCAACCCUCUGUCAAGCUUGUAGCAGACACCGACAACGAAGAGUACAAUCUCACCUUGGUUGACAAGAAAUCUGGCUUCCAAUUAAUCGAAGCAAACGCUAUUGUCAAGUAUUUGGCUGCUACCUCAAAGAAAGGUUCCAAGGAUGCAUUUAAAGUUGACCCUGUUGAACUUGUUCUCGAUGAUAUUUUAAAGAAGAGGAAGUUCAAUGACUCCAUUCUUCCAUUGGUGAAGCCAUUUUCUCAAGCAGAUGCCACUUCUAUUCCUCAGAUAUUUGCCUUUGCUACUUUGUAUCCUGUUCUCACCAAGACGGCUCAUAAAAAUGAGGGCUUUGAGGACCUCAAGAGUUGGUUUAAUGCAUUUGCCGCUCUACCCGAAGUUAUUGAAGGUGUCAAAGCAGUCACAAGUCUCACCCACUUGGAGAGAAGCAAGGAGAAAAAUACAGGCAAAAGAAAUGUUAUUGUGCGUCAUGAAGUUGUGAAACCAGAGGGAAAACUGGCCCCAAAGGAAGGUGAACGCAAUAUACUUAUCACAUCCGCCUUGCCUUAUGUCAACAAUGUUCCUCAUUUGGGUAAUAUCGUUGGUUCAGUUCUUUCCGCAGAUAUCUUUGCCAGAUACUGCAAGAGGAGAAACUAUAAUGCUCUCUUCAUCUGUGGUACCGACGAGUACGGUACCGCUACCGAGACUAAAGCAUUAGAAGAGCACGUGACUCCCCGUGAGUUGUGUACCAAGUAUCACAAGAUUCACAAAGAUGUAUACGAUUGGUUUGACAUUGGUUUUGAUUACUUUGGACGUACUACAACUGCAAAGCAGACCGAGAUUUCCCAGAAGAUCUUUUUAGAAUUACACAAAAAUGGCUAUUUAGAGGAGCAGUCAAUGAAGCAGUUGUACUGCCCUGUUCACAAAGGAUACUUGGCUGAUCGUUAUGUGGAAGGUGAGUGCCCAAAAUGUCAUUACGAAGACGCAAGAGGUGAUCAAUGUGAUAAAUGUGGUACGUUAUUAGAUCCAUUCGAGUUGAUUAACCCUCGUUGUAAGUUGGAUAAUGCUACACCUGAACCUAGACAUUCGAACCACAUUUUCAUUUCUUUAGAUAAACUCGAGCCUGAGUUGAAAGAGUGGGUUAAAAAGUCAUCCACUGAGGGUCAUUGGUCAAAGAAUGCGAAGACUAUCACUAACUCCUGGUUGCGCGAAGGUUUAAAGCCUCGUUGUAUCACUAGGGACCUUGUGUGGGGUACUCCUGUGCCAUUGAAAGGUUUCGAAGAUAAGGUGCUAUAUGUCUGGUUUGACGCUACUAUUGGUUACGUUUCCAUCACCGCCAACUAUACUGAUGAUUGGAGAGCCUGGUGGCAGAAUCCUGAACAUGUCAAACUUUAUCAAUUCAUGGGUAAGGAUAAUGUUCCAUUCCACACAGUUGUCUUCCCAUCCACUGAGAUUGCUACUCGCGAGCCUUGGACUAUGUUGCAUCACUUAAACACCACCGAAUACCUACAAUAUGAAGGCGGUAAGUUUUCCAAAUCCAGAAACAUCGGUGUCUUCGGUAAUAACGCUAAAGAAACUGGUAUUUCUCCUUCGGUCUGGAGAUAUUACUUGACCUCUAUUAGACCAGAAACACAGGAUUCUCAGUUCUCUUGGGAAGAGUUUGUUACCAAAAAUAACAGCGAGUUGCUCGCCAAUUUAGGUAACUUCGUCAACAGAAUCGUUAAGUACGUCAACGCUAAAUACAAUGGUGUCGUUCCUCAAUUCGAUGUUAAGAAUUGUGAGGAUUACGCUAAAGCGUUGCAAGAUUUCAACAAGUUGAUUGAGACAUAUAACGAGGAUCUUGAUUCUGUUCACGAGAGAAAAGGUCUCGAAACCGCUAUGUUAACCUCUGCCAGAGGUAACCAAUUCUUACAAGACAACAAGCUUGACAACUCGUUGUAUAAUGACCAUCCAGAUAAAGCUGAUGCCGUCGUUGCCAUUGGCUUGAACAUUGUUUAUCUUGUGUCUGCAUUAAUUUCUCCCUACAUGCCAGAAGCCACAAGCCUAAUCGAGAAAAUAUUGAAUGUUCCUGAAUUAAGAAUUCCGGACAAGCUUGAACUUUGGAUUCAAGGUGGACAUUGUAUUGGCAAGCCUCAGUAUUUGUUCAGUAGAAUAGAUGAGAAAAAGGUCGAAGAAUGGAGAGCCAAAUACGGUGGCCAACACGCAUAA
This is a messenger RNA of Brettanomyces nanus, 2274 nucleotides long. It is a transcript of the gene MES1, whose product is annotated as methionine--tRNA ligase mes1. Gene Ontology annotation, biological process: methionyl-tRNA aminoacylation. Lineage: Eukaryota; Fungi; Ascomycota; Pichiomycetes; Pichiales; Pichiaceae. Gene Ontology annotation, molecular function: methionine-tRNA ligase activity; ATP binding. The coding region runs from base 1 to 2274 and encodes 757 amino acids. The record is from RefSeq and is a predicted model, not a curated record. Gene Ontology annotation, cellular component: aminoacyl-tRNA synthetase multienzyme complex; cytosol. The transcript has a single exon.